CGCAAAGCACUGAAGUUGAAUUUUGCAAAUCCACCUUUCAAAUCUACAGCAAGGUUUACUCUGAAUCCCAAUCCUACCGGAGUUCAAAACCCACACAUAGAGAGACUGAGAACACACAGCAUCGAAUCGUCGGGAAAACUGAAGAUCUCCCCUGAACAACACUGGGAUUUCACUGCAGAGGACUUGAAGGACCUGGGAGAAAUCGGGCGAGGAGCAUAUGGCUCUGUCAACAAAAUGGUCCACAAACCGAGUGGACAGAUAAUGGCAGUGAAAAGAAUUCGGUCAACAGUGGAUGAAAAAGAACAAAAACAACUUCUUAUGGAUUUGGAUGUAGUAAUGCGGAGUAGUGAUUGCCCAUACAUUGUUCAGUUUUAUGGUGCACUCUUCAGAGAGGGUGACUGUUGGAUCUGUAUGGAACUCAUGUCUACCUCGUUUGAUAAGUUUUACAAAUAUGUAUAUAGUGUAUUAGAUGAUGUUAUUCCAGAAGAAAUUUUAGGCAAAAUCACUUUAGCAACUGUGAAAGCACUAAACCACUUAAAAGAAAACUUGAAAAUCAUUCACAGAGAUAUCAAACCUUCCAAUAUCCUUCUGGACAGAAGUGGAAAUAUUAAACUCUGUGACUUUGGCAUCAGUGGACAGCUCGUGGAUUCCAUUGCCAAGACAAGAGAUGCUGGGUGUAGGCCGUACAUGGCACCGGAGAGAAUAGACCCGAGUGCGUCACGACAAGGCUAUGAUGUCCGCUCUGAUGUCUGGAGUUUGGGGAUCACACUGUACGAGUUGGCCACAGGCCGGUUUCCUUAUCCAAAGUGGAAUAGUGUAUUUGAUCAACUAACACAAGUCGUGAAAGGAGAUCCUCCACAACUGAGUAAUUCAGAGGAAAGGGAGUUCUCUCCAAGUUUCAUCAACUUUGUCAACUUGUGCCUUACAAAGGACGAAUCCAAAAGGCCAAAGUAUAAAGAACUUCUGAAACAUCCCUUUAUUUUAAUGUAUGAAGAACGUACCGUAGAGGUUGCAAGCUAUGUUUGUAAAAUCCUGGAUCAAAUGCCAACUACUCCCAGCUCCCCCAUGUAUGUCGAUUGAUGCCGCUGCUACGUCAGACUCUAGAAAAAAGGGCUGAGAGGAAGCAAGACGUAAAGAAUUUUCACCCGUAUCACAGUGUUUUUAUUGCUCGCCAGACACCAUGUGCAAUAAGAUUGGUGUUUGUUUCCAUCAUGUCUGUACUCCCGUCACCUAGAACGUGCAUCCCCGAAACACCCGCUGAUCUCAGUGUUAGUGCUGGUCAGAGACCUCAUCCUGCUCUUUCCUGUGGACACACUCAUGAAGCAUGGAAGUCAGUACGAUCAAUUUGUUGACUGUGAUUAGGUCACAUCUUAAAUUCAUUUCUAGACUCAAAACCUGGAGACACAGCUACUGGAGUGGUAUUUUGUCAGACUUCCAAAUCCUGGGAGAACGCAGUGAUGGGCGUGCUGUGUCUGAACGUAGACUCGGGCGUGGGGAGAAGAGCUUGCACGGCCAGCGAGACACAUUGCCUUCUGGGGCUGAGACAGGAGGAUUUCCGUUCUUCACCAAGUGCAAUAGAUUUACUGAUCUGACGUUCUGUUGCUUUAUCGUCACAGUCGAUGUUCGGGGAUCGACUUGCUCAGCCAAUUCCUGUUUGAAAUAUCAUUUUAAAUUAGAAUGAAUUUAUCUUUACCAAAAACCAUGUUGUGUUCAAAGAGGCGAACAUUAAAAUAUCAAGACAGGACAGAAUGUGUUCUUUUCUCCUUGGCCAGUCCUUCUGCUCUUCAUUGGGAGACUUAGGAGUCUGCCACUUGUCAAAGAAGGUGCUGAUCCUAAGAGUUGUCACUCAGCAUUGGUGUGCUGCCAGUGUGAGGCUCCACCUGCCACAAACCAUCGGGACUGACAGAAGAAAAAGUACAGAGGGCAACGUUUACAGAUGUUUUUAAUUCUAGUAUCUUAUCUGAACAACUUGUAGCAGCUUCACAUUUCCCCUUUGUCCCGAGCCCGAUACUUUAGCCAUCAAAACUCACUACCAGGGAGAAGUAGCGAGGAGCAAUGUGCCUUGAUUGAUUAGAUAACAAUUACUCGUAGGCAGCAAAAGACCAAAUCUCAGCUGUUUGCCAUCACUGGUCCAGGUCUUUGGUUUCUGAAUUUCUUUCCCUGCCUGUGUAGUCUAUUGCCACUGUGUGACCUCUGCUUUAAUCCAAUAUUUCGCCUUUUUACCCCCAUAUCAAAAACCUUUAUAAUUACCAGGGAUGUUCCUCCCCAAGGAUUUCUAGCCCUAAACCUCUCACAUGCCCGUGUUUAAAGGCUGAGAGACACGGGGCUCAGUCGUGUGGUAGGUGAUGAGAAAGCAUCUUUCUAGAAACACAUGACCCAAUGUGGACCUGAAGUGACAGUCAGAUAUGCUCAGCACCUGCAAGAAUCUCUAGAAGGUCACCGUCGUUUCUUGGAAUUGGAAUUCUACAAAAAUCCCCAAACAGCCCCAGAGUAGUGAUGAGGCCGUUGAAGUCUGCUGCCCUUCGCUUGCUUCCUCACUCACCCAUAGCCAGGUUCUCCUGGGCUUGCUCUGCUCCCUGGCGCGGGCACUGGGCGCUACGCAGCACUGUGAGUGGCUCAGGCGCACUGGAAUAGAAAACAGCCGUGGUCGGCGACGGGUGAUGCCGUCACUGAGCCACACGGGGCAGGUAUUGCUGUGUCUCCUCCCAGAGUGACAGUCAUACACACUAAACAAUAAAGGGAGAAUGGUGCUGUUUUAAAGUCACAUCCCUGUAAAUUUCAGAAUUCAAAAAUGAUUUAUUGCUUUGGUCCACUUGCCUAAUUUUCCUGUUUUCUCCCCAUGGCAUCCUAAACCUUAGACUCACAGUGUUCUGCAAGGAAGCAUCGUUGUGUGGCUUCCUUUACCCACACCAAGCCAUCCUCACGUCUCCCAGGGACCGAGGAGUUUGUUCCCUGCUGUCGAUCUCCCGUCUGGCUCAGCGUGGGUCACUUUGCAUUGUACACAUGGAGAUCAAAGCAGUUCUGACUGUCCAGGAGCUGAUCUGACGUGCUGUUGUGUGGAUGACCACAUAAAAGGCAAUUUUAGUGUAUUAAUCAUAGAUUAUUAUAAACUAUAAACUUAAGGGCAAGGAGUUUAUUACAAUGUAUCUUUAUUAAAACAAAAGGGUGUAUAGUGUUCACAGACUGUGAAAAUAGUGUAAGAACUGUACAUUGUGAGCUCUGGUUAUUUUUCUCUUGUACCAUAGAAAAAUGUAUAAAAAUUAUCGAAAAGCUAAUGUGCAGGGAUAUUGCCUUAUUUGUCUGUAAAAAUGGAGCUCAGUAACAUAACUGCUUCUUGGAGCUUUGGAAUAUUUUAUCCUGUAUUCUUGUUUGAAUUCCUCCUCUAUUUAAGAUAUAUACAUGGAAUCGAAGUGUUUAUGUAAUAGUUCUAUCCUUUUGCCUGCAGGUCAGUUGUAAUAAAUCUAGGAUGUGAUGAUGACUUUGUAAUUUGAUUUUCUGAAGUCAGACCCUGAGAGGGAAAAUUGAGUAAAUUCCAUUAAAUUAUCGUGUGUUUCACACUGAGGAA
Molecule: messenger RNA, 3565 nt
Organism: Miniopterus natalensis
Lineage: Eukaryota; Metazoa; Chordata; Mammalia; Chiroptera; Miniopteridae
Source: RefSeq, a predicted model, not a curated record